AUGAUAUCGACCAGUCACAUUCUACCAAGGAUUACUGCCAAGUCAUCCAUUACCGCUUCAGCCACAAGAAAUAUGUCAUUAUUUUGGAAGGUGUUGGGUAUGGAUGAUUCCAAGAAUAAGGAAAAAGAACGUCCAGUAUAUAACUGGGAUGAGUCUCCAUAUGAAGACAUACGUGAAAGAGCUGCAUUAAUUAGAGCCAAGGCGUUAUGUCCAGUUACUCAUAAACCAGUCAAUUUUGUUUGUCCAUAUUCGGGUAUCCCAACACAUCAUUCUAAAGAAGCUUGGGAACAAGAUAAAGAGUAUCAUGAAUUGAAGAAAUAUGAAAAAUUAAAAAAAGUUAAUCUUUAUGAACAUGAUUUAAGAUCUGGUAGACAAUUCACUGAAUUUGUAUUCCCAAAAGCACAAGAAAGAGAUUUCUUGGUAAAUUUAAGUAACUGGGAUUCCUUUUUCUAUACCAGAGAUUUCCCACCAAUGAAUGAUGAAUUCAAUUUGGCAGCAGCUACAAAAGUCAUGACUUAUCCAACCACAAUUUCAUCACUUUUAUUCAAACAUACUCCAUUUCUUUUGGAACCAAAGGGACCUUUAACUCUUGAAGGUGCCAAAUCAUUGGGUGCUUUGAAAUAUUCUUUGUAUCCACCACAACUCGGUAAGAGCUCUGGUACUGCCAACAAUUCAUCUGAAGAAGAUGAUGAAACUAUUUAUAAAGAAAGACCAAUGAGAUUAUUCAUCAUUGGUCCAAAGAUGGAAUCAUUACUUCCAGGAUAUGUUUGGAAGCAAAUGGGUUACUUAUUCCCAAAUACAGAAUUUGAAAUUCACCUCAUUGGACCAGAAGCACACUAUGAUAGAAAGACUAUGAAAUUCAGCAAGAUUGACAACUCCAAUGGUAGAGCUUUGGUUGAAAGAUUUGAUCCACAAAUUUCUGUACAUAAACAAACCAUGUAUUGGGAAGAUGUAUUUGCCAUGGGUGAUUUAUAUCCAUUUGAUCCAUACUUGGACUGUUUCUUCUUGUUCCAUCCAAACUUCAACUCAGUAGAUUCCAUCCAUUGGGAAAAGACCAUUGCCACUUUAUUAGAAACCAAGUGUCCUAUUUUCAUUACUGGAUAUAAUAAAGAAGACUCUACAAAGAAUUACAAAUGGGUUACUGAGAAAUUCUCUGAAGACCUUGAUAUCUUGAUGCACGAGUGUGAAAAUCCAUUUUCUUGUACAAAAUACGAUCUCAUGAAUACCGAUCCAACAAAUCCAUUACAAUUGAACAAUCAAUUGUUCGGUAUCAGAGGUAAGAGAUACUACAUAGACGUGUAG
Messenger RNA from Candida tropicalis MYA-3404, 1302 nucleotides. It is a transcript of the gene MSS51, whose product is annotated as Mss51p. Gene Ontology annotation, cellular component: extrinsic component of mitochondrial inner membrane. Gene Ontology annotation, biological process: mitochondrial respiratory chain complex IV assembly. Lineage: Eukaryota; Fungi; Ascomycota; Pichiomycetes; Serinales; Debaryomycetaceae. The record is from RefSeq and is a predicted model, not a curated record. The transcript has a single exon. The coding region runs from base 1 to 1302 and encodes 433 amino acids.